Messenger RNA from Paramisgurnus dabryanus, 1379 nucleotides. It is a transcript of the gene cenpn, whose product is annotated as centromere protein N. Gene Ontology annotation, biological process: CENP-A containing chromatin assembly; chromosome segregation. Lineage: Eukaryota; Metazoa; Chordata; Actinopteri; Cypriniformes; Cobitidae. The record is from RefSeq and is a predicted model, not a curated record. Gene Ontology annotation, cellular component: nucleoplasm.
GCGUAACCGGAUGUUCCAGCUGAGCUCUCUGUUUGAUUUUUAGCGGUUUAUGUAACGUUUGAAACGUGAACGCGAUAAUUAAUGUGUAUUUACCUUUAACGAAUAAUCUGUUAGUCCAAACAAUGGACGAACAAUCCAGAUGUGUUCUACGACGGAUAUUCCAAAGAAUACCAAGUAAAAAUAUAGAGAAGCUUCUGAAAAGCUGGAAUUGUUUAGCAGCAGAUCAGCUGCGCGCCUUGGAUUACACUAGCCCCAAAUGGACUAUAGUGGAAAACAUCAUUAGUUUCUGUGAGGAUAAAAGAUUAAACCUGAAGCACAUUACUAAAUUGGAAAUGAUCAAUCGUAUGGAAAACCCUGAUCAAGGAACUUGGCAUACGUGUCAGCUUGUUGAGGCACAGGAUGAUGCAGUUUGUGUGGAGUUGACACAAUUUAAGGAGCAGUUUAAAGCACACCUACACCGGGUUAUCAGAAAUAUUUCCAUUAAGGUAAAGAAACAUGAGGAUGAUGCUUUAUGGAUUAGGAUUGCUUGGGGAGACAACUUCAACAAACCCAAUCACCUCAAGCCAACGUAUGUUGUGCACCAUCUGCACACCUCUUAUGUCUUCAUCUGCAAUCUCAUGGCCAAGCACAAGAGCCUUCUUUAUCAGGCUUUGAGGGUGUCUACCAAGUAUGGGUCCAUCAAGGAUGGGCACCUGAGUACCAGAAGUCUCACUGCAAUGAGGUCACUGCUACUGAGACAUUAUCAGCAGGUUUUUCCAAACAAUCACUCGAGGAUCUUAGGGGAAAGAAACGCUCUUCCCUCCCAUCCCUGUAUUGAAAAGGAGCAUGCUGCCCAUGAAGAGAUAAGACAUCAGUUGGCCUGUGAAGCAUUUGGAGACGGCCCUACACCAAAGCUGGAGAACGCUGUGUAUAGACUUGAGACGAGAUACAGAGGAAAUACUAAUGCCACCUUAAGUGACCAGGAGGAUUUAUUCAGAGGGGUGGUCAAGUUCUCAAGCAGCAGUCUGCUACAGUCAUUACGCCACUGUGUUGCUUCAGGCAUGGUCGAAGGUCCAGUUACUCCACUUUUGUCUGCCAUCACCCAGCGAGGAAGAAAUUAUUUUGUCAUUACAGACAAAGGCCCUGGUGUUCCCAGCUAAGUGCCAGCAGAAAGAUCCUGAUGGCAACAGAGACCACAGAUGCUUUAUAUUGAGCUGUGCAUCCUGCAAAGUGAAAGCAUGUAUUACCGCAGUGUUAUCACUGUUGUCCUUACCUAUACGAGCACUGCUGUAGUCAUUAAAAUGCUAAUGGGGCAGUACAAUAGAAUCUUUUCACAAUUCAAUCUCAUUAAUACAUUAUCAUUUUAGCAUGUUUUAUUGAAUGAUUUUAAAUAAAGGAUU